Molecule: messenger RNA, 1413 nt
Organism: Aphis gossypii (cotton aphid)
Lineage: Eukaryota; Metazoa; Arthropoda; Insecta; Hemiptera; Aphididae
Exons: 3
Coding region: 1-1413 (470 amino acids)
Source: RefSeq, a predicted model, not a curated record
AUGGGUUGUAUGAAUAAUUGUACUGAAGAUGUAAAUGGUAAAGUAGCCAUAGGAAAUUCAGUUGUGACAGUUAAUAAUCAGACAAACAAUAGUAAAAUUUCAAUAAUUAAUGAUUUAUUGGAUCCUGCAAAUAAGUUACCAACAAAUACUGUUGAACUGAGGAACAGAAUACUUCAAGGACCAUAUCAGCUCGAGCUUACAAUUUAUCCAAGAACACAACAAGGAGAUAAGAAACGUUCGUUUCAAGCAAUUUGGUUUAAGAUUUAUAAAUGGCUUGAAUACAGUCCAAGUUUAGACAAAGCAUUUUGUUUUUCAUGCCGUUUCUUUAGAGGAAGUAAUUUAAAUUUAGGGCAAAUUGACUAUACUUUUUUAGUUAACGGUUUUACAAACUGGUAUAAAAGUCAGGAGUCUUUUAGAAAACAUCAAUUAUCUAAAUACCAUCUCCUUAGCUCUGGCUCAUUAAAACAAUAUCUCGAUUGCAAACCUAUAGAUGUUUUAUUGAAUCAUGAAAUGGAAAUUAUACAUACAAAGAAAGAAGCUGAUCGUAAACAAAAUCGAAAAGUUAUGGAGCGAUUAAUUGACGUUGUAAUUUGUUUAUCAAAGUGUGAAAAACCAUUACGAGGACACGAUGAGUCAGAAAAAAGUCUUCAAAAAGGACUUUAUCUUGAGAUAGUCCAAUUAUUAACCAAAUAUGAUCUAGUACUAAAAAAUCAUUUUGAAAACGGUCCAAAAAAUGCUAGAUAUACAAGUAGUUCCAUUCAAAAUGACUUAAUUUUUUCCAUUCAAAAUGUUGUCAAAUGGUCAAUAAAAGAAAAAUUUAAUCAAAAAUAUAUUUCAAUCAUUGCAGAUGAAACGAGUGAUGUUGGGCACCAUGAACAAAUUUCUAUAAUCUUUCGUUAUUUUGAUAAUUCAACAAAAAGACCAGUUGAAGUAUUUGUUGGUUUAAGAAGACUUCAUUUUGUCAAAGCAGAAUCAAUAUUUUCUGUUCUUGAUGAUAUAAUGAUAGAAUACAACCAAAACUGGAACUCUGUAUUAGCUGUUUGCUUUGAUGGGGCAUCAACAAUGUCUGGUCACAUCUCUGGGGUACAAGCUCGUUCAUUAGAAGAAAUUUGUGAUAGUACUCAAUUUUGUGAAUACAGAGCCAAAGGUCUUGGACUCUUAAGUCAAAUGAAAAGUUUUAAUUUUGUUUUUGCCUUAUUUACAAUGGAGCCUAUUUUACAAAUAAUUCUAAAAGUGAGUUCAGCUCUUCAAUCUCCAGUUUUAGAUUUAGUAUCAGCUGUUGAGUUGAUUAAAAAUUUGAAAUCAGCAAUUGUCAGAAUAAGAAACAAUCCUGAAAUCCUGAAGAGUAUGAAGAAGUUUACAGACAAACAAUUGAGAUGUGCAAUAAACAUGAAAUUACCAUUCCAGGGGUAA